AGUUAGCCAGGCAGAGAUGUUCAUUGAGACUCGACAAAGUCGAAAAGGAAAACAGCCGGAUGAGGAAACUUCAAGUGUAAUUUCUAAGCUUCAAGAAUCAGUUCAGAAUUCAACUGAAUCUGAGACAUUUAACUCCUUGUUUGGGAAAGAAAAAUCUGGACGAGUUCGUUGCUAUGGAAGAACAAUAACACCUACCAUGCUUAAAAGAAAAGAAGAAAUUCUGGUUAUUAAAAGGCAACAUAAUGAUGAAGUGGCUGGCAUGAAGAGGGAGAUGGAUGGUAUGAAGGCGCUAUUUAAGACAAUGAUGAAGCAACAAAACCCACAAAUGAGCGACGACGAGAUCUCUAAUUUGAUGGCAAGUGCUAUGGGCUGUUCCAUUAGUUCUACUGCUGCUCCUGCUGAUCCACAUUCGUCUGCAUCAACUCAUAUUCCGCAUUGCGAACAGGGUGGAGAGGAAGCAGAUUGUGAUGAAGAUAUGGAAGAAGCUUGUGAUGAUCAUGAAGAUGUGGAAGGAGGUUAUGCUGAAGAUGUUGAAGAAGGUGGUUGUUCAGAAGAUGUGGAAGAAGAGCAAGGAGAAGAUCAAGAAGAAUAGUUGUUUUAUGUUAUCUAGCCCAGUUUUUAGAACUUUUUUUGGUUAUUUUGGGAUGACUCCAUUUUGAGAGAAACUUGUGGUGGUACAACUUAAAUAGUGUAGGGAUCAUGGAUCAACUUAAUAUGGUUGUUUUGAUUUUGAAUUUGGGAUGAAAAACUUAGUAUCCAACUAUUAUUAGUGGAUGAACUACUAUUAAUGUUAA
Vicia villosa (hairy vetch) is the source of this 794-nucleotide messenger RNA. RefSeq lists its product as uncharacterized. The transcript has 3 exons. Bases 17 to 592 code for a protein of 191 amino acids. The record is from RefSeq and is a predicted model, not a curated record. Lineage: Eukaryota; Viridiplantae; Streptophyta; Magnoliopsida; Fabales; Fabaceae.